AACGGAAUUGCACCUACAGUGGGUGGGUGCUAAGCAAGGGUUGUUUUCCAAGAGUUGAAAGAGGUUUUGGGGUCAGAGAGAGAGAGGACAACGGGGUUACUCUGAAUUGAAAUUUCUUUACUUUUUCUUUUUUUACUUUUUCUUUUUCAAUUUAAGAAGAAAAUAGUACAGUGGAGAUAUCAAACCGUUUCGUUUUUGGUUUUACUUCUCUCAUAGUAAAAAGAGAAUUUGUUGUGGGACGCAUUGCUUUAAUUAUGCUGCAGUGAAUUGAAGAGAGAGAGUGAGAGAACAGAGAGAGAGAGAGAGGGUCUUCCUUCACCUUUGAUGGCUAUUCAGGUGUUUUGUGGAUUGUGUCUGGCUACUGAUUGUGCUUCAUGAUUCUAUUAUUUGUCGUUUGAUUCUCCCUCAAACCCAUUUCUCCACAAUUCUUCUUUUACUUUGUUGGUUUUCUUCAUGUUGUGAGUGAGCUGCCUUGCAAAUUUUGGGAUCUGGGUUCUAGGGUUUGAGCUUUUGACUUUCUCUUUUCUUGGGUUUCUUUCCAUUGUUACCUGUCUCUCUCCUUUUCUGAGGAAUUGGAUAUUGAAAUCUAUUAUGGGUUCUCCACAAAAUAAAAGCUUUCUUUUGUCUUCGUUGGUUUUCGCGUGAAAUGGUGAGCUGAGUUGUUUGUUUUGAUUUUUCUCAAGCAAAAGUCUCAUCUUUCAUGAAUUGGGUUGUUGGGGUGGUGCGGUCUUUAAAGAUUCCGGGUUCCUUAUCUUGCUAGAUUUUGUUAGCGAAGGAUUUGAAGCUCAAUUUGCUAUGUAGGUUGAUGGGCUAAACUAAGCCCUCUCUUGUUUGUAUUGUUUGAACUUUCAAGUGUCUCAAAUAAUCCGAUAUUGGUUUGUGUGAGGAGAGGAGGAAGGAAUAAUGCAUCUCUCACUAUGGAAGCCCAUUUCUCACUGUGCUGCACUGAUCAUGGACAAGAAGAGCAGGAGGAAAGAUGAAUCCAAUGGUGACACAAGGAGAAAUCCAUCAAUGCUACGGAAGCUGCAAGAGAACAAGCUGAGGGAGGCUCUUGAAGAAGCUUCUGAAGAUGGGUCACUCCCCAAAUCUCAAGACAUGGACCCUGACUCUGCUGCCAACCAGGAUGAUGGCCUUGGAAGAUCCCGAUCGCUGGCCAGGCUGCACGCCCACCGCGAGUUUCUUCGCGCCACCGCCCUCGCUGCCGAGCGCAUCUUUGAGUCUGAGGAGGAAAUUCCCAGCCUUCAGGAAGCAUUUUCCAAGUUCCUCACUAUGUACCCCAAGUACCAGUCCUCGGAGAAGGUUGAUGAGUUGAGGUCUGAUGAAUACUCACAUUUGUCACCCAAGGUAUGCCUUGAUUACUGUGGUUUUGGACUCUUCUCUUUUGUUCAGACAAUUCAUUAUUGGGAGUCAUCCACGUUUAGCUUGUCUGAGAUAACUGCAAAUUUGAGUAACCAUGCACUUUAUGGUGGUGCUGAGAGAGGAACUGUUGAGCAUGAUAUAAAGACUAGAAUUAUGGACUAUUUGAAUAUCCCUGAGAAUGAAUAUGGCCUUGUUUUCACUGUUAGUAGAGGAUCGGCUUUUAAAUUGUUGGCUGAAUCAUACCCUUUCCAUACAAACAAAAAGUUGUUGACCAUGUUCGAUCAUGAGAGCCAGUCUGUUGCUUGGAUGGCUCAGAAAGCCAGGGAGAAAGGUGCUAAAGUGUACAGUGCGUGGUUUAAAUGGCCAACCCUCAAACUCUGUUCCACAGAUUUGAGAAAACAGAUUUCCAACAAGAAGAAGAGGAAGAAGGAUUCAGCUACUGGUCUUUUUGUGUUCCCUGUGCAGUCUAGGGUAACCGGGGCGAAGUAUUCUUACCAGUGGAUGGCAUUGGCCCAGCAGAACAACUGGCAUGUCUUACUGGAUGCUGGAUCAUUGGGCCCCAAGGACAUGGAUUCACUUGGCUUGUCCCUAUUUCGGCCAGAUUUUAUAAUUACGUCAUUUUACAGGGUUUUUGGAUAUGAUCCCACAGGUUUUGGUUGUCUUCUGAUCAAGAAAUCAGUUAUGCAAAGCCUUCAAAAUCAGUCUGGUUGUACUGGAUCUGGAAUGGUGAAGAUUACCCCUGAGUUUCCAAUGUAUUUGAGUGAUUCUGUUGAUGGUUUGGAUAAAUUGGUUGGGAUUGAAGAUGAUGAAAUCACUGGGAUGGGUGAUAAGGCUUCUGAAACUCGUCCAGGAACUCAGUUGCCUGCCUUUUCUGGUGCAUUCACAUCUGCACAGGUCAGAGAUGUGUUCGAGACUGAAAUGGAUCAAGACAGCUCUGAAAGAGAUGGAACUAGCACCAUAUUUGAGGAGACAGAGAGCAUAUCUGUGGGAGAGGUGAUAAAGAGUCCAGUCUUCAGUGAGGACGAGUCAUCAGACAAUUCAUUUUGGAUUGAUUUGGGUCAGAGUCCAGUGGGGUCUGACGGUGUAGGUCAACCAAAUAAACAUAAGAUAGCUUCUCCCCUACCACCUUUCUGGUUCAAUGUGAGGAAGAACCAGAAGCAACAUUCUCCAAAACCAACUUCCAAGAUGUACGGCAGCCCACUGUAUGAUGACAGAGAGGUAAACCUUGGUGCUCAAGAGGACCGCCGCGUGUUGUCAUUUGAUGCUGCUGUCCUGAUGUCACAGGAACUAGACCGAGUCAAAGAGGUACCUGAGGAAGAGCAUGUCCAGGAAGAGGAUCAUUAUUCAAGAAAUGGUAACGGGUCAGAUCAUAUGCAUGCCAAUGAGAUCAUGGAAGAACCUGGAACCAGUGCAGCAGUCAAUAAUGGGUCUUGGCUCAACAAUUCAACGUCUCUUGCUCGGCAACAAAGCUUGGAGAAUGGCUCUACCUCUGGAAUAUGUGCCGAUGUCAAAGAGAGUGCCAUAAGAAGGGAAACUGAAGGGGAAUUCAGGUUGUUGGGUAGGAGAGAGGGGAAUCGUUAUGGUGGUGGAAGGUUUUUUGGUUUGGAAGAGAAUGAAGCCACCAGCAGGGGAAGAAGAGUGUCUUUUAGCAUGGAAGAUAAUCGUAAAGAGUACCUGAGCCAGACCCUAGAGCCAGGGGACAUAUCUGUAGCUAGUGUAGAUGAUGAAGAGGUGACUAGUGAUGGAGAAUAUGGUGAUGGACAGGAUUGGGGCAGGAGGGAACCAGAGAUUGCAUGUCGACAUAUUGAUCAUGUCAAUAUGCUUGGUCUCAAUAAAACUACACUUAGACUUCGGUUUUUGAUAAAUUGGCUUGUUACCUCAUUACUGCAACUGAAGUUGCCUGUUUCUGAUGAGGGUGAAAAGGCAAAUCUUGUGCAAAUCUAUGGCCCAAAAAUAAAAUAUGAAAGAGGUGCAGCUGUGGCUUUCAAUGUGAGGGACAGAAGCAGGGGGCUAAUCAAUCCAGAGAUUGUUCAAAAGCUGGCUGAAAAAGAAGGAAUCUCUCUAGGUCUUGGUUUUCUUAGUCAUAUACAGAUUCUUGAUAGCUCAAGACAGCAUCGUGGAGCUUCGAAUCUUCAAGACACAACUCUUUGCAGGCCCAUGGAGAAUGGUAGGCGCGAUGGAAAAGGUAGUUUUGUAAGGCUUGAAGUUGUUACAGCUUCACUGGGAUUUCUGACUAAUUUUGAGGAUGUGUAUAAAUUGUGGGCUUUUGUGGCCAAGUUUCUCAACCCAUCAUUUAUUAGAGAAGGGGGUCUUCCUACUGUUGAAGAAGACUCAGAGACAUGAGAUGGCAAAGUUGCCCAUGACUUUAUUCAAUUUUGGAAGCGGAACGUGAAAGAUUUGUGGGAAGUUGCCCCAAGGGGCAGCAGCCGAAGCUGCAUGAAGAAGGAUUGAUGGUAUAAACACACUUAUUUUCUGCACCAAAGCAAGAUAAGGCAAGCGGGGUGAAUUUGUUAAUUCAUGUUUCUUGAUGCUUACAUUUACAACUGUCCUCUUUUGUUUUUUGAGCUUCUUGUAGAGUUGGCUUUAGAAAUUUGUUACAUAUCGGAAAGCCAUGGUGUACUUUGAAGCAAGAUUGUAUGGGUAGAACUUCUACUGAUAUAUACUUCGCUUCCAUUGCAUGCGAAAGGAUUUCCAACUUCUGUAAAAAUGUAGUGUUCAUUUUCAUGCUAUAGUUUACCAUACCCAUCCAAUUGGUCCUUUAUUUGUUGACAUAAAUUUGUUUCUAAAUGUUGGUGAAACUUGAGUAUUUGUCGACAUGAAUGUGCUUCUAUUUUGAUGAGCCAGAAGAUAACAAUUAUCAAUA
Molecule: messenger RNA, 4222 nt
Organism: Cajanus cajan (pigeon pea)
Lineage: Eukaryota; Viridiplantae; Streptophyta; Magnoliopsida; Fabales; Fabaceae
Source: RefSeq, a predicted model, not a curated record